AUGGCAAGCGUCUUCCACAAUCUACUCUCUCGACCCCAGUUUGACAUCUUGAGUUUUGCGGAUGUCAGGCCUCUUGCAAAACAUGAGAAAGCGGAGAUAAUCAAGUGUCUAGAUGCUGCACUGUCAUCUUUCCUCUCAGAAAUCAACUUCUCCCACUGUUUUUCCCCAAGUGAUUCCAAGCUUCGUGACGAUCUGUCGUCCUGGAGCAAAGAAAAUCUAAAGAAGGUCUGCAUUUGCGACGACAAAGUCUUGAAUGGAAUACUUGACGAGGCUGCAGCUAUUGUCGAGUAUUACUAUCCGCAUGCUCACCAUGACACUCGUCUGCAAAUGGCUAUAGGUCUGGCAGCAGGGCUCACUGCGGAUGACGGCGUCACUCCCGCGGCUUCUAGGAAGGCUUUUGCAAGUUUCCACUAUCAAUUAUGGUGCGGAGUGUCUGAUUCUAGAAGGGAUGAAUGGUCAACUAUGUAUCUCAAAGUCAUUAGAAAUUUCGCUCGGCAUUUUGGAGCCAAUGAUCCUCGGAUGGGAACUAUUGGCGCCAAUGGCUGGGCCAGCUUUGCAGAGGCAUCAUUUAUGGAAGACAGCCUGGCGAAGGCCCUACCACCGCAUUUCUCGCAAAUCCAGCCGGGUAUGGAUGAUCAUGGUUGCUGCCCAAAUGGAUUCGCAUACUUCUUCAGAAGUCUUACAGGGCUCUCUGGCCCUCUCAUGCUUGGUUUGUUCAAACCUGCCAUUGAUUUUGAAGUCCCACUAGAAUACUGGAUUAUAAGCGUGGUGCCUCUUACGACGUUCAUUAAUCUGAUCAAUGACCUGCUGUCAUUCCCCAAGGAGAUACUGGCUGGUGAGGCCCACAACUACAUGUCUCUCCAGACACAAGCCAAGCGCCAGAGCGGUCAUCUCUCCGCAUUUCCCCAGAAAGGUAAUUCUGAUACGCGAUGGAACUUUCGAGACACAUUAUGCGAGACUAUGGACCUUUUGUGUGACGCCAUUCGCUCUUUGGAUAAAGCCUUUAUCCAGUUCCACAGCGUCUGUUUGAAUUACAACAAUAGCAACAGCGAUGAAUGGAGUAGUGAGCUGGCAAGCCAGGUGUGGAUAGCAUUCAGAAAUGGCAUUAUUUCUUGGCAUAUCAACCGCCCAAGAUAUGGGCUUACUACUCUGAGAAGCACCUUCACCAAAGACAUAUCAAUCACUGAGCAGUAA
Molecule: messenger RNA, 1194 nt
Organism: Trichoderma gamsii
Lineage: Eukaryota; Fungi; Ascomycota; Sordariomycetes; Hypocreales; Hypocreaceae
Exons: 2
Coding region: 1-1194 (397 amino acids)
Molecular function (GO): carbon-oxygen lyase activity, acting on phosphates
Source: RefSeq, a predicted model, not a curated record